AUGAGAAAUUAAUUAUUGCAUUGGAAUAGGGCUCGCUUCGCAGUAAACAAUAAUCCGAAUCCUUUCAAGCCAAAGCAGGUCAUUUAAGAGCACUGGUUUAAGGAAGCCACAGAUAGAUUUAAAAAGAUAUAUCAUAAUGAUGGCCAAAAUGCAAAAAACAGUCAUGCUAAUAAGACAGCAAAUAAGACACAAGUUAGUGAGUUGAAGACAAGGAUGACUAAGUUUGUUCCAAUGUAUAUGAUGGAUAAGAAUAAUCUGUAAAUCAUUAAUUUGAAAUUGAGAACUGCAAGGGAAAGGGCUCAAGAAGCAGCAAGAAAACAGAACAAUCUUAAUGAAUAAUCUAAGAUAAACAAUAUGCAUAGCCAAACUAAAGCAUAAGAUCAAGAAAUGAAAAUUGAAUUUUAAGAACCAGAAAAUUUAGAGCAGGAAUAGCCAAACCUCUCAGCUAAACAAAGGCUACAGGAAAUAUUAAGAGGGAAAUUAAGACAAUUUUAAUAAGAUUUGAACUAAAGCUUGAGUAAAAAUGAUCAAUAAUAAAGCUAGACUUACUAUGAAAGAGAUAAUUAUUAGUACAAGAAUCUAAACAAAAAUUACCAAAGUAAAUAACCACAUUUAGAGUCAUUUGAGGAAUCAAGAUUAUAGAUUGCUAAGGAUUACUUGAAUAAUACAAUCUAAAAAGUUAAGAUUACUGCUAAUAUCAUAGUUCACAAGAUCAAGACUAAAGCAUUGGAAGUUUGGGACUACAUUGAUGAUAAGGUUUUAAAGCAUUUUAAGACUAAGGAGAGUUUCAAAUCUCUUGUAGUAACAAUAAAGGAGAAAAUAAAAUCAUUUUUUAUGAUAAGAAGUGAGUAGCCGCACUAAUAAUCAGCUACUCCUACUAUAUAUAGUAGGACGGCUGAGGCAUUAAAGUAAUAUGGUAUUGAUGUAAAUGAAUUGAAAGUGAGUGCUAAGAAGUAAUUCAAUGAUAUGGUACUGCUUGGCUUUUUUAAUCCUAAUAAAUAUAUUAUGAGGGAGGAUGUAACAAGUACAUCUCUGAAGGAGGCAACAAGGUUUGAAAUCAUUCUUAGAGAUUUAAGAGAAUGGAAAACCAUCAAGAUAAUAUAAGCCUAUGAAGUGAUAACCUCGCCUUAAACAAAAGAAAAGAUCUAGAGAGUGAAGAAUAUCUUUUAUAAUGGUAAGAAUGAUCUUUAAUAAGGACUGGUAAAAUAUAAGAAAAUUUCUUUUUGGUGGUAAACUGAUAGUAACUCUUGGUUUGCUAAUAGCAGGCUAAAAAAAAUUUGGAAUUUUAGAAGAGCUUAGAAGUAAGGGGUGACAGAUUUCUAUCUAAGAACGAUCAUGCUUGUUGGAGGUUUCACUAUACUAUUUGGAGUUUGGAGAGGUCGAAAGAAGGGCAAAAAGUCUUAAACUCACAAAGAAUAGUCUAAUUAGUUGAAAAUGGAGGAAUUAGCAUUAGAAAUGGAAAAACUUAAGUUAUUAAUAGAGUUAGACAGACUAGAGGGAUUAGAGUAAUUAGAAAAGGAAUAAUCUAAAUUGCAAUAAUAGAGUAAAAAGUGA
Molecule: messenger RNA, 1554 nt
Organism: Stylonychia lemnae
Lineage: Eukaryota; Ciliophora; Spirotrichea; Sporadotrichida; Oxytrichidae
Source: the annotation of a GenBank genome assembly